Molecule: messenger RNA, 911 nt
Organism: Adineta steineri
Lineage: Eukaryota; Metazoa; Rotifera; Eurotatoria; Adinetida; Adinetidae
Source: the annotation of a GenBank genome assembly
AUGGAACUCAACCAAAUUCAAGUGUACCUAUAACAGAUAAUCCAGUGAAUUUUACUGCAAAUUAUUACAUUCGUGUUUAUACAUCAGGUUGUUAUUAUAUUGAUUCAAGUAACAAUUGGCAAUCAGCUGGCUGUGUGGUUGGCUCAAAAACUUCGCAUACACAAACAGAAUGUUAUACGAAUCAUUUAACGACAUUUGCUGGUGGUUGGAUAGUCUUACCAGCACCAAUUAAUUGGAAUUAUGUAUUUGCUAAUGCUAGUUUUGCAAAAAAUAUGACAAUUUAUUUAACACUUAUACUCCUAUUAGUACUUUAUAUAUUAUUUAUGAUCUAUGCUCGAUAUAAAGAUAAGAAAGAUGUUGAAAAGCUUGGUGUUACUCCAUUGCCGGAUAAUAUUUUGAAUGAUAAAUAUUAUUAUCAAAUUAUCGUAUUUACCGGUCUACGACGAGAUGCUGGAACAGAAUCAAAAGUUCAUUUUAUUAUAUCUGGUGAUGAUGAAGAAACAGGUGUACGAACAUUUGAAGAUAAACAUAGAAAAGUUUUACAACGUGGUGGUAUUGAUUCAUUUAUUAUGGCUGUAUCAAAACCACUUGGUCGACUUAAUUAUAUGCGUGUUUGGCAUGAUAAUUCAGGUACAGCAAAUAAAGCGUCAUGGUUUCUUAAAUAUAUUGUUGUAAGAAAUUUACAAACAAUGGAAAAAAAUCAUUUUAUUUGUCAACAAUGGCUUGCUGUAGAAAAAGAUGAUGGAGUUGUUGAUCGAUUAAUACCGGUUGCAGGCGAUGAACAAAAACAAGAAUUCUCCUAUUUGUUAUCAAAAAAGACAUUUCAUUCAAUGUCGGAUGGUCAUCUUUGGUUUUCAAUUUUUUUAAGACCACCAUCAAUACGAUUUACACGUUGUCAACGUUGUACAUGC